Messenger RNA from Pelmatolapia mariae (spotted tilapia), 2865 nucleotides. It is a transcript of the gene suox, whose product is annotated as sulfite oxidase. The transcript has 5 exons. The record is from RefSeq and is a predicted model, not a curated record. The coding region runs from base 120 to 1808 and encodes 562 amino acids. Lineage: Eukaryota; Metazoa; Chordata; Actinopteri; Cichliformes; Cichlidae. Gene Ontology annotation, biological process: sulfur compound metabolic process. Gene Ontology annotation, cellular component: mitochondrion. Gene Ontology annotation, molecular function: sulfite oxidase activity; molybdenum ion binding; molybdopterin cofactor binding.
GUUCCUCGUUCACUCUGUGUGUGUCGGUAAGUUCAGAGAUCAGCAGGGUAGCUGUCCUUCGGGCAUCUUGAGCAACACAGAACACUGCACACAGAAACACCGGAGAGAACGUCAAUGCAAUGCUGCUCCUCAGACGCUGCCACAGGCUGAAUCCAGUUGGCCCGCUCAGCAUUAGCAGAAAUCAGGUGGCACCUGUAGUUGCAUCGUGUGCAGUUCGUCUCUGCAGCAGCAGCAAUGACCAGAGAUUUCACCAACGUGGCUUCAGUGCCAGCUGGAGACACGUCCUGGCAGGACUGCUGGCUGGCACAGGGGCUGUACUGGCAUAUGGUCUACACCAUCACAAGGCUAUAGAGAAGAGCUCCCCGCUUCCUAUCAUCAGCCAGGAGGAAGUUACAAGGCAUCGCUCCCUAAAAGAUGGCGUGUGGGUCACCUACAAAGGCGGCGUCUAUGACAUUACCGAGUUUGUUUCCAUGCACCCUGGUGGGGAGAAAAUCAUGAUGGCAGCAGGUGGUGCCAUUGAGCCCUUCUGGUCGCUUUAUGCGGUACACAAUCAGGAGCAUGUGCUGGAAAUCCUUUCUGCGUAUAAGGUUGGUGAGCUGAAUGCGGAAGACCUGAAGAAGCAAUAUACUUUUAAAUCAUCAGACCCCUACUCUUCUGACCCUGAGCGUCACCCUGUCCUGCGCGCCAACAGCCUCAAGCCCUUCAAUGCUGAACCUCCGCCUGAAAUCCUCUCUGACAGCUACAUCACGCCCACUGCUUUCUUCUUCAAAAGAAACCACCUCCCGGUUCCUCAGGUGGACCCCGAUUUAUAUCGCCUACAUGUGGAGGGGCUACCCAGAGGAGUGCUCACACUGUCUGUAGAAGAGUUGAAGACUCGAUUCCCCAAACACACCAUCACAGCUACCCUGCAGUGUGCAGGAAACCGCCGUAGUGAGAUGAAUAAGGCCCGGCAGGUUAAGGGACUGAACUGGGGCGUUGGUGCCAUUGGUAAUGCGACAUGGAGCGGCGCCAAGCUCAGGGAUGUCCUGCUGGCUGCAGGUUACGGUCCAGAUGUAGCCCAGUGGGCUCGCCACGUUCAGUUUGAAGGACUGGAUAAAGAAAUAACAGGGAGUGCGUACGGUGCUUCAAUCCCUAUAAACAAGGCAGUUAGCGAGGAGGGUGAUGUGCUGCUGGCCUAUGAAAUGAACGGAAAGGCUAUUCCGGCCGACCAUGGCUUCCCCAUUCGUGUGGUUGUACCAGGUGUAGUGGGCGCACGCAGCGUGAAGUGGCUGGGUAAAAUAGUAGUCAGUGCACAGGAGAGCAGCAGCCACUGGCAGCAGAAAGAUUACAAAGGUUUCUCCCCUGGAAUAGACUGGGACACAGUGGACUACAAAUCUGCUCCAGCCAUCCAAGAGCUGCCUGUUCAGUCUGCCAUUACCACACCAAGAGAAGGCUCCGUGAUCGAUCGCAGCGAAGAAAUGCUGACUGUGAAGGGCUACGCUUGGAGCGGCGGGGGCAGAGAGGUGAUACGCGUCGAUGUUUCUCUGGACGGAGGGAAGACGUGGAAGGUGGCCAAGUUGAAGAGCAGCGACAAGGAAGGAGAUCAAACUUCUCCUCCACUAGGACGAGCUUGGGCAUGGAAGCUGUGGGAGAUAACGGUUCCUCUUCCUCUAGAGGCCCAAGAGCUGGAGCUCAUUUGCAAGGCAGUGGACAACAGUUACAACACGCAGCCGGACACAUUCGGUCCGAUCUGGAAUGUGAGGGGCUUGCUGGGUAACGCCUGGCACAGAGUGAAGGUGAAGAUCAGCGAGGAUGACGACGAAGAAUAGGCGCAGCGGUUGAAGUACAGAAAUCAAAAGACUUAGAGCUUAAACAGAGUCAUCUCAGAGUGGGCUAUUUUUGUCUUUUUUAAUUACAUUUGUAUCAUGGACUCAGCAAAUGUAGGAUCAACCAGGAGUAGCACUACAUUUUGAAAUAUUUUUGACAAACAGCCUCAAAUAUUUAUUCAUUUUGUUGCUGGAGAGAUUUGCAGCGGUACGCACAUGGGAUGAAGCUCAAGGCUGUGAACAGCCAAAUUAAAUUAUGUCUGGUUAUCUCCAUUUAUUAGUCACUUUCUUUUAUUCUUAAGCAAAACUGUGGUUCAGUUUGAUUCUGAAGCUCUGUGGCUAAUAAUGAUGAAACAUUUAUUUUUUUAUAAUCCAUAUUUAUAACACUGAAGAUGAGGGCAUUUUUUUAAAAGGGUUAAAAGAUGCGAUUAACUUUUUAUAAAGAUUUCUAAUCUAGCUGAAGUGAAGCCGAGUGGUUCUUUAUUGAUUUGUUUUUAAUCAAGAGUAGUGACACUGAGUGUAGUGGUCACAUUUAUUUUCUCCUUUCUUUUGGAAACUUUGAGCUACUCAAAGAAAAUCUACCUGUAGUAACCAUCUCGUGGUUGAAGUGAUCGAUGUUUGGCUUAGGUUAGCACAUCAGCGGUGGACUGUGGCCCUCUGUUGACUAAUCAUGCUGUGGGCCUGUCCUCUGCUCUUUCAGAGGAGAUAUGAAAUACAAAACUACAGUGUGAAGUUCCAGCUGAAGUCCAGCUGUGUACAGGGCAACGCUACAGCACAGCAGAGGUCCCUGUGUUGUAAGGAGAGGCCAGAAAAAAUAUACUGUUGAGAAGUGAGUGCUGACUCCUUACACUCAGAGAGAGGACGGGGUGAAUAAUAUGUAGGACCAGUAAAAUGUAACGGUUAGUCAUUUUAGCAUUUGUUUGAAGAACUGCAGAAACUGCAGGUUUUAUUUUUACAACAUUAUGAAAAUAUGCCGAUACGCUGCUCUUAAGUCUUAUUAACAGGUGGAUUAUAUUUGAAAGUGUGAGAAUCAUGAAAUGUAUUUAACUGCUUACAAUGA